AUGGCCCCGAAGAUCCUCGUUGUUCUUACCUCUGCCGCAACGAACCCGUCGAAUGGACAGGAGAUUGGGUGGUACUUGCCCGAGCUUGCGCACCCAUGGGACGUUCUGCAGUCCAAGGCUGAGUUUGUCGUUGCCUCUCCCAAAGGUGGUGUCGCACCUAUAAGUACGCAGUCUGUCGAGCUGUUCUCGAGUGAUCCUGUCUCGUCAAAGUUUUUUGCAGAGCAGAAGUCUCUUUGGGAGGAUACCGUGAAGCUGUCAGAUGUUUUGGACCGUGUCGACGAGUUUGAUGCGAUCUACUACCCUGGCGGUCAUGGACCCGUCUUCGACCUCUACUCCGACGCCGAGUCCAUCUCGUUGAUUCAAAAGUUCGCACUCGCGAGGAAGCCCAUUGGAGCCGUCUGCCACGGCCCGGCUGCCUUGUUAAAUGUCACUCUCCCCUCCGGAGAAUCGCUUAUCGCAUCUGCUACCGUCACUGGGUUCUCGAACGACGAGGAGGACGCCCUUGGUGCAACAGCUGCGAUGCCAUUCAGUCUGGAGGAUGAGCUGCAGCGACUCUCUGGCGGUGGCUAUGUCAAGACCGAGAAGUUCGGGGAGAAACUUGUAGUAUCUCAGGUAAAGGGCCUGGGCGGGACUUUGAUUACAGGACAGAACCCUGUGAGUGGAAAGGCCGUCGGGGAGGCCUUGGUGGAGGCAUUGGGGCUUUGA
This is a messenger RNA of Aspergillus calidoustus, 705 nucleotides long. Lineage: Eukaryota; Fungi; Ascomycota; Eurotiomycetes; Eurotiales; Aspergillaceae. The record is from the annotation of a GenBank genome assembly.